Molecule: messenger RNA, 1396 nt
Organism: Galleria mellonella (greater wax moth)
Lineage: Eukaryota; Metazoa; Arthropoda; Insecta; Lepidoptera; Pyralidae
Gene: nAChRa9
Product: neuronal acetylcholine receptor subunit alpha-5-like
Exons: 1
Coding region: 57-1313 (418 amino acids)
Biological process (GO): chemical synaptic transmission; nervous system process; monoatomic ion transmembrane transport
Cellular component (GO): synapse; neuron projection; membrane
Molecular function (GO): extracellular ligand-gated monoatomic ion channel activity; transmembrane signaling receptor activity; neurotransmitter receptor activity
Source: RefSeq, a predicted model, not a curated record
CAAAUUUUCUAGUGAUUUAAAACUAGAAGAGAUUCAAUACAGACAUAGUCACAACCAUGCAUCCGGGCGUAACAGUCAGUAUCUGGUUAUUUUUUUUCUCGUGGCCUGUCAUCAACGCUGAAGACUGCCCUCCAGGGCGUGAAGAAGCGAGGCACGAGGAAGCAAAAUUACAUAAGGAUUUAUUAUGUGCUUAUAGUUAUGAAUAUCGUCCAGUUACUGACCACAAGAAGACAGUCACUGUUAAGGUUCGGUUCUCAAUUAAAUAUUUAAGCUUCGAUGCAUUGGAGGAGACAUUUACUGUACACAGUUGGGUGGCAAUGUCUUGGAUGGAUGAGUUCUUACGUUGGGAUCCAGCUGAUUACGGUGACAUUAAGGAAAUACAGAUGGAAAGUCAUGAAGUUUGGACACCACGUAUGGCGUUGUUCAAUGCUGAUGCAACUAUGUACCAAUCGGAUCUGUUUUAUACUACCUGUACUGUAGAUUACAGAGGAACUGUCACUUGUGUACCACAUAUCGCGCAUUCUGGCAUUUGUCGUACGUCAUUGACGCGCUGGCCUUAUGAUGUACAAAAUUGUACUUUAUACUUCGGAUCUUGGAUGCACAAAGGAGAACAGGUAAAUUUCACUUUCUAUAGCAACCAACCGAUUGUCACAAAUGACUUUCAGAAUGGACCCGAUUGGAAAUUACUUAAAAUUACGAAUGAGCGGUUACCAGGAGUAUAUGCUUGUUGUCCCAACGACACCUACCCAAUGUUAAAGUAUACGUUUGUAUUAAAGAGAGAAGCGGCAGGGCCCGCAGCUAUUGUCGUGGUACCAUCAAUCGUGAUAGUUUUAAUAACACUAUCUUCUGUGCUGCUUGGUGUGAAAGAUAACAUUAGACUUAUGUUACUCUGCUUUAGUCUUUUUGGUCACUUUACAUUUCUCACUGAAAUCGGAUAUGAUAUUCCAAAACAUGGUGCAGAUACCCCUAUAAUAUUACUUUUUGUUCGUGACUCAAUGAUAGUAACAUUGACGGCGAUAUUGGUAACAUUAUUGUUAAUGUCUCUGAUCAAGCGGAGCUUACCAGCACCAGGUUGGAUGAUAUCUUUAAACCGACUAUUAGCUAGCGGACCAGGAAAAUACGUAGUCUUCACAGAAUUCGAUCCGAAUGACUCUUCUAAGCACAAACUCGCGGAAGAGGAUGGCAAUGCACAAGAAGAAACAAAACCAUCUACUGACUGGAUACAGUUCGCUAAUUUGCUUAAUAGUUUUAUGUUUAUUGUUAUAUUUUUAGUUUACUUUAUUUUAAUUUGCGUUUAUAUCCCUUAUGACUAAAGUCAUUAAAAUUGUAUUUUAUUGAUGUUCUAUUAUUUGAUUAUAAAUUCUGUUUUAAAAUAAUUAAAUAUCUCGGAUUUUGA